This is a messenger RNA of Drosophila simulans, 695 nucleotides long. RefSeq lists its product as uncharacterized. The transcript is spliced from 4 exons. Bases 166 to 618 code for a protein of 150 amino acids. The record is from RefSeq and is a predicted model, not a curated record. Lineage: Eukaryota; Metazoa; Arthropoda; Insecta; Diptera; Drosophilidae.
GUUUCUUCUGAGCGGCAUCGGCAUUUGCGCUACACUUAUCAUUUGAUUCUUGCCCAGUGCGGUUGUGUUUCCGUGCGCUAGGAGUCCCCAAACCGGUUUAAGUGCCAUACUAGCUGUACUAUAUUUGUAUUUGGAAAAAUUUGUUGUAAACAAAAGAGUUUCAAAAUGAAAAUCGACCUGACGGUGGAUAAUGGCCCGUGCAAUACCGAAUUGCGGAGCUGGUGCCUGGGAAUCGCGAUUUACUGGCUAUUGAGCAUGACUUUCAGCGUGAUAUUCGCUCCAAACGUUCUUAACUUUAUUGGAUUCGCCAUCAUAGUAGUCGCCAAUAUAUGCUUAAUGAUAGGAACCCUCAAGGAAAAGCCAAUUCUGGUGUUCGUCUGGCUGAUCUUUGCUGUCAUUGAAGCCAUCUCCUUUCCGUUUGCCAUCUUCGGGGUUAUCUUCCACUACGGAGGAUAUCGCGAGGCUACCGGAAUGAGUAACAUUUUCGGUGCCUUGUUCGUCUACAUCAUCACAUUUCUAUUGAUCCUCUUCAGCGCCCGAAUUGUGUACUCCUUCUACCUCCAGCUGAAAAACAGCGAAGCCAGCAAACAAACGCCGCACGCCAUGAAUGUGGUUUAGUUCUUAACAUGCUACAUCAAUUGUCGGUGAAGCCCACCGUUCAUCUCAGUGUUUGCAAUAAAAUGCUUUGUUUUUUA